AUGGCAUCAUCAAAUGAAGAACUUCAUUCUGACAGUAGCUUUUUAUCCCUGGCUGGGGCUGGAAAUGAAAACAGCACCGUGCCAACUGAUGGACCUUCAGACUCAAGAUGUCCCAUCUGCUUAGAAAAAAUACGGAAUGUGGCCUUCUUAAAUCCUUGUUUCCAUAGAUUUUGUUUUGCCUGUAUCCUAGAGUGGUCAGACAGGAAGGCAGAGUGCCCACUCUGCAAGCAACGUUUCCAUUCUUUCUUUCAUACCAUAAGAUCUGACACAGACUUUGAGGAAUACAUUGUUCCUUUUGAAAAUGCAUCCUAUAGCAUGUGUGGGGAGAGGUCAGCAACUAAUCAAAGAUCUGAAACACUGCCAGAGAAUGGGAUCUUAUAUGGAGAAUAUUCAGGUCCCCACUCACAAGAUAGGAUAAGAACACUUGAUGAGCUGAUGAGACAACUUGGAAUAAGAAGGUCAACUCAUCCUGGAGGAAUAUCCCUUGCACAAAUUCGAGAGCAGGCUUCACUGCAGUUCAGAAGAGGUCUAUAUCAGUUAGGAAUUUGUGUCAGGAAUGUCCAAAGUGGAGGAUUUUAUAGAGAUAUAUCAGCAGAUUUUUUUCACAGGAAUCCUGUCCGCCUUAACCGGUUAGUGCCUUGGUUGAAGCGUGAGCUGCGAGUACUGUGUGGAACACAUUCAUCAUUAGUCAAUAACAUACAGCACAUCAUUCUGAAUAACAUAACUAUUUAUGAUCUGGACAGUCAAGAAUUUGCUGAUGUGAUUCAGCCUCACUUACUCCAUUAUACCAAUCACUUCCUACAUGAAUUCAUUAAUUUUGCUCGCUCUCCUUUCAACAUUAGGGCUUAUGACUGGCGAGCCAGUUAUGAUGUUCCCUUCCCUAUGCUUGAUGAUAGGUUUCAGUCCUAUUCUUCUUUUACUACCUCUUCUUCAGAAGAUGAGGAGGAAGAAGGAGAAACAGAAGACUCAAAUGAGAAUGAUGGGGAAGUUGGAGAAACAAUGUCAAGUGAUGAGGAAGAAACUUGGGAUGAUGAAGUCCAGGAAUCAACUAGUUCCGGUUUAGACGAUAUUUUGGAUGAUUUUUUUCUUCCUUUUGGAUCUUCUGAUGGGGAACUUGUAAGAAAUGAGGACAACGUGGAUGCAUUUGUCCAAGCUGAUGGACAUUUAGGUACCCCCAAUGGACACUGUCCAUCAACAUUGGGUACCCACAAUGGACACUGUCCAUCAAACAAAUACGUUCUGAAUCAAUUAGAAGAGAGGGCUCCAAUACUAAGCAAAUCCAUCCCAGGCUGUAAGGAGAGAACAGAGAUCAAUAUAGCUGAAGUGCAGGGGGAGGAUGAUGAAGAAGAAGAAGAAGAAGAAGAGGAAGAAGAGGAAGAGGAAGAAGAGGAAGAAGAGAAAGAAGGAGAACUAGCACAUAAGCAAGAGGCCUUAAAAAGUGUUGAUUUUGUUAAUUUUGUUGACCUUUCUAAUGGUCCAGGGCCAGGUAUACCUAAAGUUGGCCAGCUUGUUGGCAGUAACCAUGCAUCAAAGACUCUGCAACUUCCAUCCCAAGAACAAGCAGAAAACGGCACGGAACAGACCUCAUUGCAACAACAAGACUUAGUUAGUACUAAAGUGAUCCAUCACAAAGGGGAGGAAAUUAUUGUCAUUGAGAUGCUUCAACCCCAAAGAGAAGACAUUUUGGUUAUUGAACACAUUGAACUAAAAACAAGAGAAAAGGAUAACCCCGGUCAAUUGCUUUGGCCAGAAGAAAAGGUUAAAACUGCAGAACUGCAGUUUUCUACUGAAAUCCCUGCAAGUGGUUCUGCUACCGAGUGGGAACCUGGAUGUUUUUCACGUAUUAAAAGACCAUUUCAACCUAAUAGCCCACAAGAGAACUUUUGA
Messenger RNA from Pseudonaja textilis, 1887 nucleotides. The record is from RefSeq and is a predicted model, not a curated record. Lineage: Eukaryota; Metazoa; Chordata; Lepidosauria; Squamata; Elapidae.